This is a messenger RNA of Ustilago hordei, 906 nucleotides long. RefSeq lists its product as uncharacterized. Gene Ontology annotation, molecular function: oxidoreductase activity, acting on NAD(P)H as acceptor; aldose reductase (NADPH) activity. The coding region runs from base 1 to 906 and encodes 301 amino acids. Lineage: Eukaryota; Fungi; Basidiomycota; Ustilaginomycetes; Ustilaginales; Ustilaginaceae. The transcript has 2 exons. Gene Ontology annotation, cellular component: cytosol. The record is from RefSeq and is a predicted model, not a curated record.
AUGCCAGUCCCAACCGUUCGUCUUUCCUCGGGCGUCGAGCUGCCCCGUCUUGCCUUCGGCACAGGCACCGCGCUCUACAACUCCACCGUUACCAAGCAAGUCGUCAUGGCUCUCGAAUCCGGCUUCCGUUUCGUCGACGGAGCUCAAGUAUACGCUAACGAAGAAUCUGCUGGCGACGGUAUCGAGUCUUUCCUCAAAUCCUCCGGUCUUAAGCGUACCGACCUCUACGUCCUUACCAAAGUCGGCAAGGCUGGUAUGCUAGACCUUCAAUCAGCGGUCAAGGAGGAAAUGCGAAAGCUCAAAGUCGAAUACCUUGAUUCUUACCUCCUUCACUUCCCUCCCCGCGGUAAAGAUGGACUUCCUAGCAACGUGGAUGCGUGGAAAGAGCUGGAGAAGAUCAAGCAAGCGGGUCUGGCGAAGAGUAUCGGUGUCAGUAACUGGUUGGCCAGUGAUAUUCAGCAACUGUUGGACGCUGGAUCGAGCGUGCCUGAUAUUAAUCAGAUUGAAUUCCACCCUUACUGCUACUCUCACGAGGAGUACAUCAAGCUCCUUGCUCUGCAGAAGAAGCACGGUAUUGUCACCAUGACCUACUCUGCUCUCGCUCCGUUCUACAAGAAUGCUUUGCCAGAGGAUGGACCUCUGAACAAGGCUCUUACUGCCAUAGCGGGUAAGAAUGAUAAGCGUACCCCGGCCAACGUCUUGCUCCGAUGGGCUCUUCAGCGUUCGGAGGGUAUCAUAACCACCACCACCAGCAAAGAGUCUCGUGCGAAGGAGUACCUCGACCAGUUGGACACUUGCAACGAUUCGCAGCUCACCUUGACCGAGGACGAGCUUAAGCAGAUCGACCAGGCUGGUAAAGAACACGGCGCCGAGAAAUUCUACAUGGCUCCUUACCUGAAGCCUUAA